AGAGAAGCAAACAAAGUGAUGAUAUGGAUGCAAGACCUCAUAUCAACCCCCCCUUUUCCUCUUCCUCUUCUUCUUUAAGCUAAUUACAGACUCAAGAACACAAACCCUAUAUAUAUAGUAUACUCAAGAUCAUCAGAGGAAGAAUUCGUAUAUGGUUUCCAUGGAGAACAAGAAAGGAGGCCUGCAUGAACAGCUUCAAUUACUUCGUUCCAUUACAAACUCUCAUGCAGCGAGUAAGACAUCCAUUGUGGCCGGGGCAGCGAAAUAUAUUAAGGAUUUGAAGCAAAAGGUCGAAGUGCUAAGUGAAGACAUCGCCGAGGGUAGCCACGCACCCGAGAGUUAUAAACGAAACUCGUGCCCAAUGGUAACUGUGAACACCUUAGAAAAAGGAUUCCUAAUUCAUGUAUUUUCGGAGGAAAGUUGCCCGGGGCUGCUCGUAUUCGUACUUGGAUCUUUUGAAGACAUAGGGCUUACUGUUCUUGAAGCUAGGGUUUCUUGUACAAGUAACUUCCAAUUGGAAGCCAUUGGAGUGAGUGAAGAAAAUGGAGAAAUUACGGAUGCCCAAAUGGUAAAAGAUGCAGUUUCAAAAGCCAUUAACAACUGGAAUGAAAGUGCUAGUGAAGAUCGAGACUAAAUCAUCAAAUCCCAUCUUUUAUAUAUAUACUACUUCAUGCACGGAAAACCCUAAUUUUUUUAUUAUGCAAAAUGUCAUGUUUAAGAAGAUUAAUUAAUUAAU
This is a messenger RNA of Impatiens glandulifera, 736 nucleotides long. RefSeq lists its product as uncharacterized. Gene Ontology annotation, biological process: regulation of DNA-templated transcription. NCBI's taxonomy places the organism in Eukaryota, Viridiplantae, Streptophyta, Magnoliopsida, Ericales, Balsaminaceae. Gene Ontology annotation, cellular component: nucleus. The record is from RefSeq and is a predicted model, not a curated record. The coding region runs from base 152 to 634 and encodes 160 amino acids. The transcript is spliced from 4 exons. Gene Ontology annotation, molecular function: DNA-binding transcription factor activity; sequence-specific DNA binding.